UGUCAAUGAUGCGUUAACCAAACUAUUGAAUUAUCAUAAUAAUCUGUGAAAUGAAACUGAACAUUUAUGGCCGCUAGAUUUCUUGUUUAUUUCAUUAUUUGACGUUCUUUCAUUUUCCGUUGACCCAGGUGGGGAUCGUAAGGAAGAAUCAAUCUUAUUAAUUGACGAUAAACGUUUGCAUAAUAAACUGUGAAAUAAAAUAUCAAUCUGGAAGUCCUACAAGUUCAACCGGAGGGCGCCGAAAUGACGUCCGUGGCAAGAAGGCAAGAACAGGACGAUUCUUGCGAUUACUCGGAUGCAUCGCAAGAUAUCGAACAAAACAAUUCAGGAAACGAAGGUGUACCUCAGGAGUCUGAUUAUGACUCCCAGGGUAGUGACUCAGAGCACUCAGACCAGGAUCCAGACAAACAGGAGACUGAAAAACGUGUGGAUGACGACGAGGACAGAAGUAACCCUCAGUACAUACCCAAGCGUGGAACCUUUUACGAGCAUGAUGACCGUACAGCAGCUAGUGGUGAAGAAUCGAGCAACACAACAUCAGAGACAACCUCUGAGAAGAAGGAGGGGGGCGAAGCGCCCGCCGAGCGCCGUAGGGCUCCGCGCAAGUCCGACACGGUGAAUAAGUGGUCGCACGACAAGUAUAAUGAAAAUGAACAGGCGCCAAAAUCCCGUGACGAGUUGGUUGCCAUAUACGGGUAUGACAUACGAAAUGAAGACGCGCCGCCGCACGCGAGACGAAACAGGCGUUACGGCCGCGGGCCGAACAAGUACACGCGCACGUGGGAGGACGAGGAGGCGUACCGGCGGCAGGCGCUGCAGGCGGCGCACAAGAAGCCGCCCAGCCCGUCCGACUUCCCCGACCUCACUGCGGCCAACCGCCCCGGAAGAAAACCACGAGCCCCACGACCCCGUUCCAAGUCCCAGCCAGCGUCCAACGAAUCAUCAGAAAAUGGUUCACAGUUACGAAGGAACGCGUCCAUCAAAGCGAAGACUAAACCGAAACCAGCUGCGGUUAAAAGCAAGCCCGUUAAGGAUAAAAUGGAUAAAAUGCCACCGCUCGAGAAUCUCACUAUUACAACUACGGUUGUUAAUAAUAUUCAAGGAGCACCGCAGCCUCAGAGAAAAGUGAAUGCAGUGGCUCAACAGCGGCCGGUGCCAACUGAGUUGGGUAAAAAGAAACCAGCCGCACAGAGUCCGCCGAGUAGCGCAGCGCAGAAACAACAAGCGACACAACAGAUACAACAGAAACAACAGAGCCAACAACCGCAACAACCUGCUAGCGGUCCAGAAGCCCGCGGCGGUAGCAAGCGUUACAGCAGUCUACGACAGCGUCCGCUCACCGAGUCGUAUUCGCCGCAACAACCGCAACAACAACAACCACAGCCACAGCAACAACAACAGCCACAGCAACAACAACAGCCACAGCAACAGCAACAGCCACAGCAACAACCUCAGCCACAGCCACAGCAACAACAGCAACAGACUCAACAGCCGCCGCAACAGAAUCAACAGUACAGACAUCAUGGUGAGUUUGUAGCAGGCGGGAAUCAAACCAACAACCAACACCAGGGAAGUCCCGUUCCACAAAUACAUCCGCAGCAAAUGAUGCAUCAGCAAGUGCGUCUCGGCAUGAUGGAGCAGCAACAGAUAGUGUCGCACGCGCAUCACAACAUGCACAAUAUGCCGCAACCGCAUAAUAUAGUUCCAGGUCAGAUACAAGCCGCUCAAGGCUACGCACCGCCCGCCAUGAUGCCCGCACAGUAUAUGCAACAAAGCGGUAACCCACCGGUGUUCGGCGGUGCGAUGUUCCAGCCGCCGCAGUAUCCGCACCAAAUGUAUCCACACCAUAAUUAUGGUGCCCCGCCCGGGGCUGUGACGUACUACACGUGCGCGGAGCAGGAGCAGCCCGCCCGCACCCCGCGCCGCCCCACCGCCGCCAUACCCAUCGUGCGGCCCGACCGGCCCGUGCGGCCCGACAGAGCGGUGAACUCAACUGAAAAGGAUAACAUCGAUAGGAUUGUCGAAAACAUGUUCGUGAGGAAACCCUGGCCGGCUACACAUGGCGCGGAUUCAAAGGAAAAAGACAGGAGUUCGCAAGACCCGCCGAGCAGAGAAGUGUCCCAACCGAACAGUCUGACGUCCAGCUCUAUAUCCACCGACUCUAAAGAGGAGAAGAAGAAAGAAGACAAGGAGAGUCAGGAGGAGAGUCAGAAGAGUCAGAAGGAGAGUCAGAAAGAGAGCCAGGAAGAGAGGAAAGUGAGCGAGGAGGCCUGACCCUUGUUCUACGAGUGUUACGAGUUUUAUAGGCGGUAGUGGUGUAGGGUUGGCACAUCGUGGUUUUUAAAUAAUUUUUAAAAAAAAUUUAAUAGUGGGGGUAGUUUUUGAUUUUUUUGAAAUUAUUCGCAGCAAAAACCUUUUUGGUACUUUUUUGUUGGUGGAUAAAAUAUAUUUGGAAAGGUAGUAGUCUUAUUCGAAUUGAUUGUGAAUUUUUCAGUUACUUAAAAAUUAAAUUGGUCCAUUUUUAUAGAUUAAAGAAUUUUUUUUUUUUACUUUAGAGGGUAGUCAAAAUUAAAGCAAUAUUUUUUUUCUUUAGAAUGUCGAAAUAGGGUAUUUUUUAAAGAUAAUGUAAAUUUUCAGUUAACCGCGAUGUGCCAAUACUUCCUUCGUGUAUUUGAACAUAAAAUAUAAAAGUACUAUACCUUAUAUAGAUUAUGAAAUCUGUGCUAUUAAAAAAAAAAAAUUAUUAUAUUUUUUGUCUAAUGUCGGAUGAUGUAGAGAGAUAAACUUAAUUUUAAAUUCGAUAAACAAUAAUUUUCUGUUUUAAUCAAUUAUUAUGAUAAAUAAAUAAUUGACAUAGUGAAAAAAUUUAACUAUUGAUUUCAUAUUAAGAUUGGUUCAUUUUUAAGAUGAUGUUGGAUGUCAUCCAUCCAUUCCUCUUUAAGAAACCAGAUUUUAAAUAAGCAAAAUCAAAUAAUUGACAUAAUAAACUUAACGAAUUUAAAAAUUCAUCAAAAUCGGUUUACGCAUUUAUAGGUUAUGGUGGUAGAAAUAAACUCUCUUACAUGAUCUUUUGUUAUGAGUUAAUUAUCUAAAUUUACAUUUGACGUAGGUAAUUAAAAAGAGAUAAAUAGAAUUUAGAAAGUGUUAAAUAAUUACCUUUAAAAAUUUGGAGUAAUAAUAAGUAUAACUGAUGAAUUAUUAAAAUUUUAAAACGCUUAUCAACUAUUUUAUGUAGUAAAUAAUAACGUCAUAAACAAAAAAUACAUUUAACUCCACAGUUAUUCUUAAAAACGUCACUUAAAAUAUCUUAUGAUAAGAGAUUUUAAAAAUAUAAAUACGUAAUUUAAUAAAAAUAAAAAUUUAGGAAUAAAAACGGUAAAUAGUUUAAAGAUAUUGAAAUUCCAUAAUACUCUACACAUCCAAGAAAUUAGGUACGAAAAAUGUAACGAAUAUAAAAUAAAAUUUAUUUAACAACCACACUAAUAAGAAACAUGAAGUAAAAUUUUGGGUUAAAAUUAUGAAAAACUAUGAGUUUGACGGUUUUAAAGCGGUUUAAUUUUGAGUUUAUAUUUUUCUAUAGUUUCAUGUACAGAUAAAAAUACACUUAUGAAAUAUAGAUUAAGAAUCAUUAAAAUAGAUAGACUGAAAAAAAAUCAAUUUUAAAUCUUAAUUUAUUGUAUUUAGAAAUAGCUCGAGUAAAUAAUUAUUGUGGUCAACCUCUUAAUAUUUGGCUGUGUUCCUUAGGAAUUGUCAUGUGUUAUACAUAAGGGGAUGACAUCGCAAUAAAUAGAUAAUAAAUAAUCAUAAAUAUUUAAUGGACGUUUGUUUUUGUUUUUUUAAAUGGCAACAAUUUUGGUUCGUAAAGAUUCUACUUUAAGAUUGCGACUUGUAUCAAUAAUUAUUGAAUAAAUUAUUUAAAAAAAAUCGUAAAGUUUCCGCGGGAUAUAAUUAUUUUUGAGAUCCAAAUUAAAACAAAAGAAAAUUUUAUACAUAAUGAAAGUGACUUUAAUGUAAUUUGUAUUUUUUUGUGUGGCAACACUAAAAGUAUAUCUGUGGUUUUGUUUGACAGUUAUUGGUAUGUUUUUUUCUGUGAAUACACGAAUAAAUAGCAAACAAUAAAACCUCGUGUUUGUUUUGUAUUAUGAAUAAUUACGUAUUAUUUUUUAUAAAAGCAAUUUUGGAGGCCAUGCUAAUAAAUAAUUACUUUAAAAUAAUUAUUCUUAAUAUAAAACAAAUAUAGAAAUGUUUCGACUGUAUACAUCUGUUGAUUUGUUAGCGCAAAAUUUUGUAGUUUUCACUAUUAGUAAAAUACGAUUAUUGAACAAUAUGUUUGAAUGAUAUACAAUUCAAAUUACGAUAAAAUAUAAAGAACACAAUUAUGUUAUAUUGUACGAGAAAUAAACACUAACGGCCUUACUAAUAAAAAGUUAAACAAUGGAUAAAUUUCUACCAUUUUCUACUAUAGCUGUGUCCUGCUCUUGCUCACAUGAAACGUCAAUCAUAAAACCAAGACAGGUUAUUGCAAUAACUAAUCCAUUGCAAAGCGAAUGGGUAACAUUUUAUUAGUAAGACCGUUUAUGUAUAAGAAUAUACUAAAUACAUAACUUGUCUAUGACUUUUAAGUCUAUGGUUAAUAUUAUAUGGAAAAUAUAUGCAUCUAUAUAAAUAGCGAUCGAGUCUCAAGGAAAAGUCUAUCAAACGACAAUAAGAUUUAUCGCGAUGAAUAUUUUCUAUAAAUUAUGGCUUUUGUAUUUGCGAAAUGAAUUAAAUUUUACAAAUAUAUUAUAAUUAUAUUAAGGGAGAUUCCAAUUUUGGCAUCAUACUACCAUUUCUGUUAUCUAUGUAUAAAUAUUAUAUCUAUCAUAUUAUUAUAAUGUAGAUUAAAAAUAUCCAAUUUAUUCUUGUGUCGAGUAUUGCCAGUAUCUUAUUAAAGGCUGAUUCUUCAAUCCUCGGUUAAAACUUAUUCAUCGAAUAACGUAUUAAACUACCAUUUCAAAAAUGUAUUGUAAUUGUCCGUAUUUGACAGUUUAUAGGUGACAUUUUAAUAAGUUCGUGUAAUACUUUACUGGACGGAUACAUUAUAACCAAGGGUUGAAAAAAGGCCCUGAAUCUUAUUUUUUAAAUUACUUAUGUUGUUUUGACUAGUCCUUAAUUAAGUGUCGAAAUGGAAAUGUUUUGUUUUAUAAACUGAGUUUGACUGCUGGCAACAGUAUUGACUCAUUCAUGUUUUGUAUAAAAGGGAAAAUUAAAAAAAAAAUGCUUUUGUAUACUAGUAUGGUUAUUUAUUCAUAAGAAAAACUUCUUUAACUGA
This is a messenger RNA of Colias croceus (clouded yellow), 5311 nucleotides long. It is a transcript of the gene btz, whose product is annotated as mediator of RNA polymerase II transcription subunit 15-like. Bases 244 to 2274 code for a protein of 676 amino acids. Gene Ontology annotation, biological process: mRNA processing. The transcript has 17 exons. Gene Ontology annotation, cellular component: exon-exon junction complex. Gene Ontology annotation, molecular function: mRNA binding. The record is from RefSeq and is a predicted model, not a curated record. Lineage: Eukaryota; Metazoa; Arthropoda; Insecta; Lepidoptera; Pieridae.